Pieris rapae (cabbage white) is the source of this 969-nucleotide messenger RNA. RefSeq names its product juvenile hormone acid O-methyltransferase-like. The transcript has 4 exons. NCBI's taxonomy places the organism in Eukaryota, Metazoa, Arthropoda, Insecta, Lepidoptera, Pieridae. The coding region runs from base 136 to 954 and encodes 272 amino acids. The record is from RefSeq and is a predicted model, not a curated record.
CAAGUUUAUUAAUUCGCAUGCAAAGUAAAUUCGUAUUGUGCAUAGAUCAUUCCAUUUCUUUGAAUUUAAUCUAACCCUACUAUAACACUGCUGCACAGACGCCAUCAGAAAUUAGCCGAAAAACACGCACGAACAAUGUUUAACGUGAAAUUGUACAAUAAAUCGAAUGUUCUACCGAAGACCAUUGCAAUGAAGUAUCUUGAAAAAUAUAAGAAUAUAAUUAAUUGGAAAAAGGACUCAAUGAUCAUAGACAUUGGUUGCGGCGAUGGAAGUUUGACAUCAAAAAUAUUCAAAGAAAUUAUUCCUGCUUGCAAGACCAUGACAGGCUGUGACAUAAGCGAAGAUAUGAUACGAUUCGCAAAUGAACACUAUGCUUCGGAACGUGUUAAUUUCACUACCCUUAACAUAGAGGGCAAACUGCCCGAUCAGCUAAGGGAACGUUUCCACCAUGCUAUUUCCGUUUUUGCUUUAAACUGGUGUCGUCGUCAAGAAACUGCGUUGCAGAACAUACACAAUAUCCUUAGGGACCAAGGAAGUUGUUUCGCAAUUCUCGCAACAAAAGUAUCUUUAUUCGACGCAUACAGGACCCUUGCUAAAACAGAAAAAUGGAAGUCAUGGGUUACUGACGUUGAACGAUAUAUAUCUCCAUACCAUGACAGUCAGGAUUCCCGUAAAGAAAUGGAACAAUUAUUAGGCAAAAUUCGAUUUACUAUAACAAAAUUAGAACACAAGAAAAUAUUUCACGAGUACGAAAAUCUAGAGAACUUAAAAGGUGCACUAAUGUCUGUGGUACCUUUCAAGAUCCCGGAUGAAUUACAUGACGAGUUUUUUGCUGACUUAAGCCUGGAAAUGCAGAUGUUUGAUACUAAAAAGUACAAUUACAAAAAAUCUACAAACGAUUUUGUCUUUAACGUACAAAUGCUCAUUUUAUAUGUCGAAAAGAAUAAUUUCUGAAUUCAUUGUUUUAGC